UUCUGUGUUGCAGAUUAUACAGCUCCUACUAAUCCAGCAGGAUAUUCUUGCAAGAAUCCUGAGAAUGUCACAAUAAAUGACUUUGUUUUCUCUGGUCUGAAUGUUCCUAAUGGUAACAAUACAAACAGUAUCUUCAAAGUUAGUUUCACAACUGUGUUUGUUGCUCAACUUCCUGGUCUUAACGGUCAAGGCCUCUCAUUGGCUCGUUUAGUUAAUGAAGUUGGAGCUGUUUUGCCAAUCCACACACAUCCUGGAGCUUCAGAAACUCUUUUGGUUCUUGAAGGAAAUUUGACCGUUGGAUUCAUCUCAACCAACAACACUGUCUUUUUGAAACCUCUCAACCCAGGGGAUGGUAUCUUAUUUCCUCAAGGCUUACCACACUUCCAUGUCAAUGAAGGUAACACUCCUGCUGCGGCAAUUGUACACUACAAUAGUCCGAACCCUGCUUUUCAAUUUAUAGACUUCUCGUUGUUCUCAAGUGAUUUAGCCGCUCCUUGA
Messenger RNA from Prosopis cineraria, 498 nucleotides. Its product is annotated as auxin-binding protein ABP19b-like. The transcript has 2 exons. The annotation marks the transcript as partial. Lineage: Eukaryota; Viridiplantae; Streptophyta; Magnoliopsida; Fabales; Fabaceae. Gene Ontology annotation, molecular function: manganese ion binding. The record is from RefSeq and is a predicted model, not a curated record. Gene Ontology annotation, cellular component: cell wall.